Molecule: messenger RNA, 5309 nt
Organism: Vicugna pacos (alpaca)
Lineage: Eukaryota; Metazoa; Chordata; Mammalia; Artiodactyla; Camelidae
Source: RefSeq, a predicted model, not a curated record
AUGAUGAUUGAUGAACUCCCAGAGGGAGCUGUGAAGCCUCCAGCAAAUAAGUAUCCUAUCUUCUUUUUUGGCACCCAUGAAACUGCAUUUCUAGGUCCCAAAGACCUUUUCCCUUAUAAGGAAUACAAAGACAAGUUUGGAAAGUCAAACAAACGGAAAGGAUUUAAUGAAGGAUUAUGGGAAAUAGAAAAUAACCCAGGAGUAAAGUUUACUGGAUACCAGGCAAUUCAGCAACAGAGCUCUUCAGAAACUGAGGGAGAAGGCGGGAAUACUGCAGAUGCAAGCAGUGAGGAAGAAGGUGAUAGAGUAGAAGAAGAUGGAAAAGGCAAAAGAAAGAAUGAAAAAGCAGGCUCAAAACGGAAAAAGUCAUAUACUUCAAAGAAAUCCUCUAAACAGUCCCGGAAAUCUCCAGGAGAUGAAGAUGACAAGGACUGCAAAGAAGAAGAAAAUAAAAGCAGCUCUGAGGGUGGAGAUGCCGGCAAUGACACAAGAAACACAACUUCAGACUUGCAAAAAACCAGUGAAGGGACCUAACUACCAUAAUGAAUGCUGCAUAUAAAGAAAACCACAAGAAGGUUAUACGUUUGGUUGUCUAAUAUUCUUGGAUUUGAUAUGAACCAACACAUAGUCCUUGUUGUCAUUGACAGAACCCCAGUUUGUAUGUACAUUAUUCACAUUCCUCUCUGUUGUGUUUGGGGGAAAGAAAGACAUUUUAGCCUUUUUUAAAGGUUAUUGAUUUAAUUUCAUGUUAUUUGGUUGCAUGAAGUUGCCCUUAACCACUAAGGAUUAUCAAGAUUUUUGCACAAGCUUAUACAUGUCUAGGAUUCUUUAUCAAGGCAGUUACAUUCAUCACUCCUGCCUUUAUUCCGCCAUCACCAAACACUCAGUUAUAAUACAAAUUAGCAUUUUUUUGAAACGACCACUCAACAUAAUGCUUAAGGGAUUUCUUCUCUGUGACAGAACCCAGGAACCAAUUCCUAGAUAUAUAACGUUGGCAUAUUGAAGAUAAACUUAAAAUUGUCCUUCAGUUUUGAGGCCAUGUGUAAAGUUUAAUCAUACUGUAAAAUAUCUAUUCUGUAUUAGAAAUAGCUAGUUGACAGCUGAUACUUCUCAAAACUCAUGUUGUUACGUACACAGACUCAGUUUCUAUAUGUGAAUUAGUGAGUCAUUUUGUGUUACUCCAAAAUAAAGGCAAUGAUUUAUUUUUUUCCCAAUGCCAAGACAAUUUGAGCUAAAAACUCAAGGUGGAUACUUUACAUUUUAAAGCUGGAAUCAGCAGUAGCCCUAUGGGAAAUCAGACAGAGCGUUGACUUUUAAAAUAGACUUUUAAAAUGAACAGUUUUCUUUUGGAACUAGAAUUAGAAUAGUUAAUAUUCAUCCACAAACCAUUAUUAUGUGUACAUUAUUGUUGCUAUUGUGAUAAUAGAGAAUUUUAUUUAUUUUUAUGCCAGCUUAUAUUGUGAGAACACAUUUAGUCAGUUUGGGUUUUAUCAAUCCUGUUAUGCUUGUCCUUGGAUCAUCUUUCGCGUAUUCGAGGUUUGUAGUUGAAAAGUUUACUGUAAAAAAAAAAAUCAAAAACAAAAAAAUGUAUUGUUUUUACAGAAUAAAUUUAUUGGAAUGUGUACUGGGAGUAAGAUUUGAGGCUGUAAACAACUAAGUUAGUGUAAUUUGGCUUCAUAUAUGUAAUGUGAGGUAUUAAUGUAAUUCAUAUAUUAAAGCAAAAAAUUGCUAACAGCAAGUUGACAAUAGAAUCAAGCGCAGGUGAGGGUUUUCUUUUUCUCUUUUUAAAACUCUAUGGGUUUUAGGUUUUUUUAUAAACACUGUGUGGGAGGGAAGAAUUGGCUACGUGAUUGCUUGCACAUCUGAGAUACUUACCAGCUCAGUGGACCCUAAAUUCACACACUUGACAUUAUCCAUGCAUUGAUUUGGACCCCGUUUUCGUUUGGAUUUCUUAUUUUGGUGAAGAGCUAGUAAAUAACAUGAAGAAAAAAUGUGAGAAGCUCUAAAGACUUAGGGCCAUUUAUGAUGAUGAUGGUGAUGGUGAUGACAGCAGCUGAGGGUAUUAAAAGCACCAAUCCACUUACCACUCCAGGGCACUGAGGCAGCAGCUGUGUUUUUGGUUUGUUUCUCCCAUUUAGCAAAUACCAAUUUUUCUCUAUUGUACUCACUCACACUUCCGAAUAUGAAAAGUUCAUUAAAAGACAGCAGGGAUGCCAGUCCAGUUCUUUGUCCUUAAAAGGUAGGUACUUUUUAAUUUUGAACAUUUUAAUUUAAAAUGAAUGAAAUUUAAUUAAUUCAUCCAAAGUCCUCUUCAUUGCUCCCACUAAAACAUAAGGAGAAUGUAGAUGACAUUUGAAUUGGAACAUACAACUUGACAGAUUUUUAAAAUAAAAAGCCUAAAGCCUAGAGAACUUUUUCUGAAAAAAAGAGUAUUUCAAACUUAAUAAGAUUUGUCUUCAUAAAAAGCCAAAAAUAAUUUUAUUAAGGAUAUACACAGAAAUACAAUAGAAAUCUUUCCAGUCACAAAUAAAAUAAGCAUUAAGGGUAAUGAUAAACUUAUAGAUUCCCUCCCUAGCUAUUUAGUCUCACCAAAAAAAUUUAAAUAAAAGCAAUUUUUAAAACAGCAGUAAAUAAUAUACUUUCCUUGGGAAAACAUUUUUCAAACAACAUUUUAAAAUUUUGAUGAUUUAUUUGCCUUUUAUAUUGAGGUUGAUAAUAAAGCAUAUUUAUCUUAUAUGCAAAAAAAUUUCUCCAAUCUGUAUUUGCUAUUUUGAAAUUUUUAAUAUGCACAGACCAUAUUCACUUUGGAAUAGUUUCCUUUUCAUGCUCACUCUUGUAGGAGCUCUACUGGAAUUUUUCACACUCAUUUAAUAUGCGCAAACAAAGUAUUAAGAUAGAUGGCCAAGUUUAUUCACAGAUAACUCUGAAUAUAUUUCUUUAAACAAACUUUCUGAACAACUUCAAUUUUCCUUCAAAAAAAAUCUACCCACACAAUACCUAUGAUAGCUCACACAUACAGUGCAGAGCAAGAAUUUAUUCUAAAAUGUUCCUGUAUGGGAAGAGAGUGAAAUGGGACAAGAUACCGACACCAGGAUAACAGAAGUCAGUAAUCUGGAAAGGAAGAACAUAAAAUAAUGUUUUUAUUCAACUUUUUCAUCUGUCUUUGUUUUUAUGAAGAACUCUGGUUUGUAGAUACAGCGAUAGGCCAAGAGCUGAGGAAGGACUCCAUAUGCUAUGUUUAAUGCUAAAAAAAGGAUUUUCGCUUCUUCUGGGACUCUGUAGACAUAAGCAGUUCUAGCAUGAAGAGAAGCACCGAUGUGAGAAAACUGAGCCUGUUGCAUUAAAAAAAAAAAAAAGGGUAAGCAUGAAUUUUGUGUUCAGUUGGAUGCACCUUGAGUUCUGAAUGAUUCAUUCGGACCAUGUUCCUGUGCCCUCAAAAUCAGUACUUUCAAACAGUCCAGUCUUCAAUAUUUCACUGAAUUUCGAGCCAGGCAUGAUAUAACAGUUCAAAUAAAAUAAACCUUCUUUAGCAUGUCUCUGUCAUGCUAGCUGUUUUUUAACCCAUCUAGUGCCCCCUACCAAACAUUAGCGGCUCAAUUUAACAGAAAAAUCUGAAUAAAAUCUGUUUUUUCUGAUUUGCAUUCUGGAGAUAUCCUAUAUAAGGACUCAGUUGCGGCUCACAAAAUGUGUUCCAGUAAAAAUGAAGCAAAUAGAGUUUAGACAGCUAAAAUAUUUUUAGCAUAACUAUUUAAAGAGAAGCACUGAUGACCUCAGCUUCGUUUAUCAAUCUUUCACCUACUCCUUGGAGCAAAAACUCAAAGCCCUUCCUUAUGUAUUUUGUUUAUUUGUUCAUGUACUUGUUUUUUUAUGCAACUUAAAAAAAUAUUAAGGGUUGUUUUGUAAGGUAAGAUAGGUAGGAAUUUGGUUGUUCUUUAUAAAAUGGCAAAUGUACACGCAGACAGCUUUUUCAAAUCAAAUGAUUAUCUGUUUAGAAGUACGGCUCGUCAGCAUAAUCUGAGUUUACAAACAAAAAGGCAAGAGCUUCCCAUUUGUACUUAAAUAUUUGUUCAGAACAUACAUUUGGAAUGUGCUGGUUGGUCUUUUUUGAUACUUUUCUUAAGCACAGGGGGAAAUCUGUAUUAGAAAAGGCUUCUGUGAAAGUAUUUCCUCAGGAUCCUUGUAUCAUUACAAAAUGCAACCCUGGAGUCUGCAUUUCUUAUCUUACUGAAAUUCAAGAUAUACAUGAAUAAAGGACUGGGAAUCUAAGUGCAGUAAGUGGUGACUUCUUAGUUCAUCAAGAUUAAAGAAAGUAAAGAGACAAAAGAUAACACUAAUCUAAAGAAGGCACAGAAGUGACAAGAAUGAAAAACUAAAUAAUUUGCUUUAAAUACAUAAAAGUUAUCUUAAAUUUCCUUCCAUAUAAAUCAGUUUAUUCUGCUAAGUGGUUAACAGAUAAAAGUGUUACUUAGCACUUGACUUUACUAUGGUAAGAAAAGGACAAGAUUUCAUAAGCAGCGCGUGUAUGGAUUCUAUCAGUGACAGACAUUUCAACAAGUUACAUUUUUCCGAUUACUGAUUCAUUCUGUGGAGGUCUGGUAGUUUUGCUGCUCUCUGGAGAUAGAAAUCAAAUUAGCGUGGUGUGUUGCCAAGGACCAACGCCAACGCAGGAACUGUCUGCAUUGCGAUCUGCGAGGCGCUGAGAGGGCUCUGCCCUCGAACACACCUCCCCCUGGGCAGAUGCUCAGACAGAACCCAGCAGAUGUUAAGCAUUUCAUCUCUGGGCUAUGAAGACAAAACAGCUUGAGAGUAAAGGGCAUUUGAGAGACUGCCCUGAGGAGCUGCUCUUGCUGACAUUCUGGGAACGCUAGACAGGAACUUGGCCCUGUCACUGUUUUUCCCUAAGGCCUGUUUUGAAUAAAUAUAAAACCAAACUUUUCCUUGACUAGAGGCCAGAUUUGAACCCUGAUCUUCAGAAAUGUGCAUUUGGUGCCUCUAUCUUCAUAGACACUUGUACAUAUCUCAAAAAUCACCAAAUUGGGGGAAAUGCCAACCAUAGUUUGAGGGAAUAAUAUGAGCAACCAUGCCUACUUGCAUAAGGAAACCUGCUUAAAAAGUCUGAUAUCAUAGGCUUUUUUCCUGCACUAAUCAGUGCAGUUAAUACCUCAUUUUCACAAACAGCAAACUCAUGGCAACAUUAAAAAAUGAUCAUGUCCUUAGAUUAGAUUGUAAGCCCACUGGGCAGGUACUGUGUCUGAUGUGUUGUGUGGCACCUAUCGCAUUGUUAGAGCUCAAUAAACAUUCAACAGUAA